CUGGUGCCGUUGUCACAGGAGGCUACGUCGCGUGGUGUUCGUGUAGCCCCGGGAGCGCUUGCACAUCGUGAUUGAAGCUAAUGCCGGCAGGUGGACGGAAACCUCUUCCUCACAACGGACGCCAACUACCAGAACAUAACUGACGGCGACAUUGCCUAUAUCAGCUGCAAUCCCGACGACUACAAGGGCAUGAUCAAAGCCGACGCCGUCCUCCAAGAGGCUUACAACGGCCACAAUAUCACCGCCAUUAUACUGUACAGCACAGCGACCGACUAUUGCAACUACACCGACGCAAAGCCAGGAAUGCAGGAGUUUCCGCUGUACUCGAUGACGGACAAGUCAGAUUCACAACAGAUUAGGGAUCAACUGAAGAGCCAGCCUGUCUCGUCCAAGUUCUUCGUCGAGGUUACAAAGAGUAGGAACGGGGGGAGCGGGGGCGACGAGGGCCCGAACGGCCAGCAGAAUAAUCCACUGGGUCCAUCGCCGUCGACGGCCGUGGCUAUGAUUAUUCUGUAUAGUAUCACGGGAAUUAUCACGGCGCUAUUCCUCGUCAUCAUCAUCACGGGCGCGGUGAGGGCGCAUCGCCAUCCGGAUCGCUAUGGGCCGCGGGAUGUUUUGGGAAGACCAAGGCAGAGCAGGGCGAGAGGAUUGGGAAGAGCCAUUCUGGAUACGAUCCCGAUUGUCAAGUUUGGCGAGCGGGAAUCGCCGAAGCCGACGGAUGUGGAGUUGGGAUCCACGUCAGAAGCAAGGCAUGUAGACGACGCGAACGCAGAAAUGGGAGCUCAGGAUGCGCCAGCAACGACCGACGCUUCCACGGAGAACCAAGCUGAAGUGCCUCGGCAUGUGGGCGCUCAGCACGCGGCUAUGGAAUCGGGCAUUGCUCCCGCGGCGGCCGUUGCAGCACAGCAUGACCCUUCGUCUGAGGAAGGCCUCGGAUGCUCCAUUUGCACCGAGGACUUUGAGAAGGGCCAAGAUAUCCGCGUGUUACCCUGCAACCAUAAGUUCCAUCCCGAGUGUGUGGAUCCCUGGCUCCUCAAUGUGUCGGGCACAUGUCCAUUGUGCCGCGUCGACCUACGGCCAGUCACCUCCAAUACCUCCACCGAGGAACAGGACUCCGAUACUCAGGACCCGGACUUUCUUGCUCCACCUUUACAGCCCGACACCGACGUUUCGCAUCGUCGGCGCUCGGCGCUGCGCGAUAUUGUCUCAUUCCGCUCCCGUCCCAACGCUUCGGCUGAUGAGCGCAUAUCAGCCCUACGCCGUCUACGGGAAUUGCGGCAUAACCAAAGCGGCGAUAUCACCUCAGGUAGCGCAAAUGCUAGCUCUGAAGACGUCGCCAGGGACCGCCGCAGUAAACGAAUGAGCGUCCGAUUAUCGGACGUGUUCGGCGGCCGAUCGAGACGAUACGGGCGAGAGGAGUCUCCUCAGCCGGGGGAACCUUCAAGCAAUGGUGUCCAACAACCGCCGCAGAGAGACGGAUCACCCGGUCCAAGCAACAGCAACGAGCCACCAGACCCGAACCAGAACCAGAGGACAUAAGUGUUCACCACGUUACUUACCAUUCCUUUUCUGCGCGUCCGUAGUCUUCCUUGCACAUACUACCCCCUGCUUGCUUUUUACAUGGCGUCUUCGGAUUGAUUACUUUAGC
This is a messenger RNA of Trematosphaeria pertusa, 1648 nucleotides long. RefSeq lists its product as uncharacterized. The transcript has 2 exons. Bases 190 to 1539 code for a protein of 449 amino acids. The record is from RefSeq and is a predicted model, not a curated record. NCBI's taxonomy places the organism in Eukaryota, Fungi, Ascomycota, Dothideomycetes, Pleosporales, Trematosphaeriaceae.